Carlito syrichta (Philippine tarsier) is the source of this 1194-nucleotide messenger RNA. It is a transcript of the gene SPRYD4, whose product is annotated as SPRY domain containing 4. The coding region runs from base 142 to 765 and encodes 207 amino acids. Gene Ontology annotation, molecular function: protein binding. The record is from RefSeq and is a predicted model, not a curated record. Lineage: Eukaryota; Metazoa; Chordata; Mammalia; Primates; Tarsiidae. The transcript is spliced from 2 exons.
AGAUGGCGGCUUCCUGUAGGGCGCUGUCUCCUUACGUCAUCACGCUGCGCGGCCGCUCUUCUACACCACGUGCUAAGAGAGCAGGCUGGCCGAUGGCGGGGUCUCCAGUGGGGGGCGUGCUCUGUUCCUCCAUGGCGCAAGAUGGCGCUGCCCUUUGCACGUUCUUUGCGCUUGUGCCGCUGGGGAGCCAAACGAUUGGGGGUUGCCGUCACAGAGGUCCGGAGAGGCGUCAGUUUCAAACUGGAAGAAAAAACUGCCCACAGCAGCCUGGCGCUCUUCAGAGGUGACACGGGUGUCAAAUAUGGCUUGGUGGGAUUGGAGCCCACCAAGGUGGCCCUCAAUGUGGAGCGCUUCCGGGAGUGGGCAGUUGUGCUGGCAGACACAGCGGUCACCAGUGGCAGACAUUACUGGGAGGUGACAGUGAAGCGCUCCCAACAGUUCCGGAUAGGAGUGGCAGAUGUGGACAUGUCUCGGGAUAGCUGCAUUGGUGUUGAUGAUCGUUCCUGGGUGUUCAGCUAUGCCCAGCGCAAGUGGCACACCAUGUUGGCCAAUGAGAAAGCCCCAAUUGAAGGUAUUGGGCAGCCAGAGAAGGUGGGGCUGCUGCUGGAGUAUGAGGCCCAGAAGCUGAGCCUGGUGGAUGUGGGCCAGGUCUUUGUGAUCCACACGCUACAGACAGAUUUCCGAGGUCCAGUGGUGCCUGCCUUUGCUCUUUGGGAUGGAGAGCUACUGACCCACUCAGGGCUUGAGGUCCCCAAGGGCCUCUAACAUGUCCAUUACUGAAGUCCCUAAUCAGCUCUUGGCCAGCCUUUUGAAAGUGUUGGAAGCCUUUUUGACCCAAGCAAUAUCUGUCUCCCACAGUUCAGUGUUGGGUCCUCUGUGCAACAUCUUAGUCAUCCUCUUGUCUCCCCUACCCCGUGAAAGGUAGGCAACAGCCAAACCCCACCUCCCUGCCCCCCCAACUACUGCCGGUUUUCUGGGCUACCGUGUAUUUUUCCAGACUUGCUUCCUUCAGUCCCUUUGUCUCCCUGUGCCCAGGCCUUUCUCAGGCCUGUAUUCGGUACAGGGGUCUUAUCUUUAGUUUAGUUUGAAUUUACUCAUCACGGUGAUACUUCUCCCUCCCUUUGCCUACAUGUAACUUGUUCUUGGGGCUUUACCAAAUCUCUUCAGAGUGAACCCUUUCUACCUCUGGCUGAA